AGCCGUCGAGUUAGCAAGAUGAGCUGUGAGGUGCACUACGACGCCGCCUCGCGCACUUGGUUCGGGCCGCGUGGCAAGGACUUCUACGGCCCUGAGAUGACCCUGGGCGAGGUCAUCAUGCGCGUGCUCCAGAUCAACGCCGACCAGGUGAUGCAGCACUGCGACCCCACCGGCGAGGAGCUUACCGGCGCACAGCUGGCUCAGCAGAGUGCACGGAUAGCCCAGGCCUUCAAGCGGCUGGGCCUGUAUCGGGGCGAUGUCAUCGGUAUAUCGGCGAACAACACGACCUAUCUGACCAGCGUGGUCAUAGCGGCCCUGCUCCGAGGAAUACCGAUAAAUCCACUGCAUCCGGAGUUCGCAGAAGAGACGGUCAAGUACAUGUAUGACAUAACGGAACCCAAGUUGAUAUUCUGCGAUGUGGAGAACUAUCCCACAAUCCAGGCGGUCAAUCAGAGAUUGGUCACUCCUGCCACCAUCUACCUGUUGAAUGGACGGCUCGAGGGAGUGCGAGACGUCAGCGAACUGCUCAACGAGGAUGAAUCCAUCACAGCAGCAGCAUAUGUGCCCUGUCCCAAGCUACAUGGUGAUCACACGGCCUUCAUUGUGUGCUCCUCCGGCACGACGGGCAUGCCCAAGGGAGUGACGCGCUCACAUCGGAGUUUGCUCUGCAACUGCAAGAUUCCCAAUACCUACACUAGGGACAGCAUUCUGCUGUCCUUUAGUCCUUUGUACUGGAUAUCCGGGACGAUAAUCCUGCUGGCCUCGCUGCUGAAUGGAUGCCGGCGCAUCAUCACCAAUCGACCCUACAGUGUGGACUACUUGCUCCAGCUGGUGGCCACACAUCGGGUGACCUUCCUCUUCCUGGCCUCCCACCAGAUCGCACUGCUCUCCAAGCACGACAGCGACUUUGAGAAGCUGAAAGCCCAGCUGGAGUCCAUUCGAGUGCUGAUCGGUGCCGGAUCGAAGGUUUGCAAGGCGGUCUCCCGGCGCAUGUAUGAGCUGAUCGGCAACCAGAGGUUCAUCAUUGGCUACGGCCUCUCAGAGAUGGGAGGACUGAGCAAGAACGUCGGCGGUCCGCUCGGCUGCGAGGGCAAGGUCAUGCGGAAUGUGGAGCUGCGCGUCCUGGACAAACUAAAGAUGCCACUGGGCAUCAACGAGGUGGGGAUCAUAUACGCCCGCCUGCGCUAUCACUGGGAGGGCUACUACCGCAAUCCGGAGGCAACCGCGGGGACACUCAGCCCCGAUGGCCAGUGGUUCCGCACGGGGGACAUUGGCUACCUCGACAGCGAGGGUUACCUGUACAUCCAGACCCGCGACACGGAUGUCUUCAAGUACAACAACUUCCAGAUCUAUCCGGAGCAGAUCGAGGAGUUCAUCCUGCGCCUGCCCGGCGUCAGCGAGGCCUGUGUGUUCGGGGCGCCCGAUUUGGUGGCCACCAACCUCACGGCCUGUGCUGUGGUGCGAACAGCCAGCCUGGAGGGUCAGUGUCUGAAGGCGGAUCAGAUAAGGAGCAUUGUGGAGCGGCACUUGAGCGGCGCCUAUCACAUCAGGGGCGGCGUCUUCUUUGUCGGGAGUCUGCCCAAGACAUCCAACGAUAAGUUGCAGCGACGCAAGGUCCUGGGUCUGAUACAGCAGUUGGGAAUCGAGGCUGAAUAAAGUUUGAUCCUAGACGGUU
Drosophila persimilis is the source of this 1675-nucleotide messenger RNA. RefSeq names its product luciferin 4-monooxygenase. The transcript has 4 exons. The coding region runs from base 19 to 1656 and encodes 545 amino acids. Gene Ontology annotation, biological process: long-chain fatty acid metabolic process; fatty-acyl-CoA biosynthetic process. Gene Ontology annotation, molecular function: long-chain fatty acid-CoA ligase activity. The record is from RefSeq and is a predicted model, not a curated record. NCBI's taxonomy places the organism in Eukaryota, Metazoa, Arthropoda, Insecta, Diptera, Drosophilidae.